Rattus rattus (black rat) is the source of this 740-nucleotide messenger RNA. Its product is annotated as transmembrane protein 217-like. The record is from RefSeq and is a predicted model, not a curated record. Lineage: Eukaryota; Metazoa; Chordata; Mammalia; Rodentia; Muridae. The transcript has a single exon. The coding region runs from base 4 to 573 and encodes 189 amino acids.
GGCAUGAAGAACCAGAGCUGGUGUGGGUUGACGGCCAAGAUGGGCACAGUGCUGUCGGGCGUCUUCUCCGUCAUGGCGACCCACAUGCACCUCAUCUUUGAAAGGAAGCAUCUCGGGAACGGCAACUGCACGGAUAACGUCCAUUCUCAGGGCAUCAAUAUACUGAGUCACUUCUUCAUCUGCUGGAGCUUCAAAAUCGUCCUCUCCCUGUCCCUCAUCACCAUGCUAGUCAGCUGCUUCCUCCUGUACUCCGUGUACGCCCAGAUUUACGAGGGCCUGAUGAGUUACACAGUCUGGAUCAUCAUAUAUGAGGCCGUCAACCUGGCUGUCCAGACCCUGACGGACGAGUUCAGCGUGGCCCUGGUCAGAGCCAUGCGAUGGUUCGGCUGGGUAUCCCGGGCCUCCCUACACUGCUUCUGGCUAUAUUUCGUCGUCACCCACGCCCAAAUCAUCUACCAGAGCAAAAAACAGGGCAACAUAAUCACCUACCAUAGGCGUAUCUCUUUGGGAAUCGGAGAGACUCCAAGGCGGAAAUCAAAGAUUAUAAACUUUAUCCCCCACUACAGUGACUAAUUGGUGACCAUUUCCAAUCCCUGGAGAUUCUCGGGGUAGUCCUAGUCCCCCACAUACAUCUUUCCUUUUUUGGGGGGGAGGAUUGCCUUUGGUAUGCUGUAUCCUCUUUAGCCUCGACCCCUACCUAGCCAUGUCUGCUGUUACAGACCUGACAAGUAAAACAAUAA